Molecule: messenger RNA, 1850 nt
Organism: Actinia tenebrosa (Australian red waratah sea anemone)
Lineage: Eukaryota; Metazoa; Cnidaria; Anthozoa; Actiniaria; Actiniidae
Product: putative serine protease K12H4.7
Biological process (GO): proteolysis
Molecular function (GO): dipeptidyl-peptidase activity; serine-type exopeptidase activity
Source: RefSeq, a predicted model, not a curated record
GAUUUGUUGUCGCACUAGAACUUUUGUCUCAUAAUGACACCGGUCUGUAAAGGGUUUCUGGUUUUCCUUGCUGUAGGACAACUGAUUAUGCUGGUCCGAUCGUCCCGAUUCAUUCAUGGUCGUCCUAAAGGAGGUUUACUACCGUCACCUCGAUUGCCAGAUGGACAUAAAAUACCAGAAGAAAACUGGUUUACUCAAAAACUCGAUCAUUUUGACGACUCAAACAGGAAAACCUGGCAACAGAGGUUCUUUUUUAACGACACCUUUCGUCAAAAGGAAGACAGUCCUGUCUUUUUGAUGAUAGGAGGCGAAGGCACUGCUAAUCCUGUGUGGGUUGUCACCGGUAAUAUGAUGAACUAUGCACAAGAGUUUGGAGCGAUAGCUUUCUUACUAGAGCACAGGUUUUAUGGGAAGAGUCACCCAACAAGUGAUCUUAGUGACGAUAGCUUGAAGUACCUGAACAGUGAACAAGCCUUGGCAGAUUUGGCAGCAUUCAGACAAGCCAUGGCUGAGAAAUUUAACCUUACCAAGAGCAGAUGGAUUUCGUUUGGAGGAUCUUAUCCUGGUUCAUUAUCAGCCUGGUUUAGGCUCAAAUACCCACACUUGGUUGAUGGUGCAGUUGCAUCAAGUGCUCCAGUGAAGGCACAGCUACACUUCCCAGAGUACCUAGAGGUUGUAGCAGCAUCUUUGAAUACUACAGGGCCAGAGUGCAAUAAAAACAUUCAAAAUGCAACACAACAGAUUGAUAGACUUGUGCAGACCUCUGGAGGCAUUAAAGAACUUACACAGACAUUCAGGCUGUGUGAGCCUCUAAACAACAGCAAUGUUAAUGACGUUAGUAUAUUUUCAUCAGCACUGGCAGGGAAUUUCUUUGGUGUAGUGCAGUAUAACAAAGAUAACAGAGCAUUUGAGGGAGUGCCAGGGACUAACAUCACCAUAGACACCAUUUGUUCCAUUAUGGACAAUGAUAAGUUGGGUGAUCCAUUGAAUCGGUAUGCUAAGGUCAACUCUUUGAUGUUGGACACAUAUGAUGAGAAAUGCCUUGACACUAGAUGUGAUAACAGCGUAGCUUCAAUGAAAAAUGUCUCUUGGGCUGGAAGUGCUGCAGAAGGAGGCAGACAGUGGUUUUAUCAGACUUGUACAGAGUUUGGAUUUUAUCAGACAACUGAUACCAAAGAGCAGCCAUUUGGCAGUCACUUCCCACUGAGGUACUAUGUCCAACAAUGUGAAGAUGUGUUUGGUAAAUCCUUCAACAAGCCAAAUAUCCAGAGUGGCGUGAAACAAACUAAUACCAAUUAUGGUGGGCAAGGGAUUGCUGGCAGCAAGAUUGUUUUCCCAAAUGGCUCCAUUGAUCCAUGGCAUGCACUCGGCAUUACCAAAGAUGUCUCUGCAACAGAGCAGGCAAUCUUCAUUGAAGGUACUGCACACUGUGCCAAUAUGUACCCUGACAGCCCUGAAGACCUUCCACAGUUGAAGCAAGCAAGAGAGCAGAUCAAGAAACAUAUUGUAUUAUGGCUGAGUUGAUGAUAAACAAUUUAGAUAUAUGCUUUGUAAUAUACGUGCACCCAUGGCAACAGGGUGUUGCCAUGACAGUGUCAUUAACGUUCUUUUUGCACCUUUAUUUUUGAUAUACUGUUAAUUCAAUAUUAAGCUCCCCAGGGGCUUAUGUAUUUCUAGGCACUUUUACGAGGGGAGCCCUGGAGGCCAGGCUUAUUAGAGAGGCGGGGGCUUAAUAGACAGAGGGGCUUAAUAGACAGAGGGGCUUAAUAGACGGUGGGCUUAAUAGAUAUUGAGCUUAAUAGAUAGGGGGCUUAAUAGAUAGGGGCUUAAUUGACAGGGGGCUUAAUAGA